CGUUUGACAUUGGCUGUGCGCGUUCACGAGACGAAGUCCUGUGCGCGUGAAUCAGGAAAUAUGGCGGCGCUCACGCCACUCAGUCAGUUAUCAAGUGGAAACCCUACAUAUGAGAGCUUCUACAGACAGGUGGAUCCGGGAAACACUGGGAAAGUGGGCGCUGCAGAAGCCGCUCAGUUCUUAAAGAAAUCCGGGCUUUCGGACAGCACAUUGGGUCAGAUCUGGGAUCUGUCAGACCCAGAGAGAAAAGGUUACUUGGAUAAAAAGGGUUUCUUCACUGCUCUGAGGCUGGUGGCUUCUGCUCAAGGAGGAAGUGAUGUCAGUCUAAACAGUCUAAGCCAGAACAUCUCUGCACCCAUCCCUAAAUUUAGAGAUGGCGGCAGCCCGUCCCUGAACAUCACAACCUCUGCUGCUGAUUCCAGCUGGAUAAUAAAGCCGGAAGAUAAAGCCAAGUAUGAUGGGAUAUUUGAGAGUCUGUCUCCGAUUGGUGGGCUGCUGUCAGGUGAUAAAGUGAAACCAGUCCUAAUGAACUCAAACCUGCCUCUCGAUGUGCUUGGAAAGAUUUGGGAUCUCAGUGACAUUGACAAAGAUGGACACUUGGAUAAAGAAGAGUUUUCAGUGGUGAUGCACCUGGUUUAUGCAGCCAGAGAGAAGGAGCCUAUGCCAUCCUCCCUCCCCACCUCUCUCAUUCCUCCAUCCAAGCGGAAGAAGAUCGCGGGCGCUCUUCCGGGAUCCGUUCCUGUUCUUCCCUCUAGUCCGUUCCUCCUGAAGGAGAACCUGCGGCCCACGCCGGUGCUUUCCAAGAGUCCUCUGGGUAGCAGCACAAAUCUGUCUCCGUCGAACUCGUUCAAGCGCUCCACCCCGACACCACCGCAGCCUCAAACACACACACAGCAAGCGACCUCUGAUCACUGGGUGGUGCCGUUGGAAGACAGAGAGCAGUACGAGGAGAUCUUUGAACUGGCAGACUCUGAUUUUGAUGGGAUGGUUGGAGGGGUUGAAGUGAUGGGUAUCUUCAUGAACUCUCGGCUGCCUCAGAGCGUGCUGGCACACAUAUGGUCGCUGGCGGACACUCAGCGUACAGGCAAACUCACCAAAGAGCAGUUCUGUCUGGCGAUGCACCUGAUUCAGGAGAAGGUGAAAGGAGUGGAUCCUCCUCAGAGUCUGACCCCUGAGAUGAUACCACUGUCAGAGAGUGGAGCCGCCAGCACUCCGAUUGUCUCGGGAUUCACACCAUCAGUCACAUUUGAGUUGACCCCGUUGACCAGUCUGAGCAGAGACAGCAGCAGUUCUGUUGGGUUGGUUGAGCUGACGGGAAUCAAGGAUCUUGAUGACAUCAACCAAGAAAUCUCCCAGCUGCAGAGUGAGAAACACAUAUUGGAGACAGAAAUCAGGCAGAAAGAGGAAGCUCUGCGACAGAGGAAUAGUGAAGUGCAGGUGGUGCAGAGAGACCUGGAGCAUGAAAACGUGGGCCUUCAGGAUUUGGAGCACCAGAAACGGGACGGUCAGGAGCGACUCGGUGAGAUGGAGCAGCAGAGAGCCAAACUGGAGAGCAUGCUGGACGAGACCAAGAACAAGUGGCAGGAGGAGAACGCUAAAAUCACAUCGCUGCAGACACAGAUCCUGUCUCAGGAGUCAGACGUACAGAUGCAGGAGAAGGAGGUGAGCAGAACGAAGACGGACCUGUACUGUCUGGAACAAGAGGAGGAGCGUUUGGAGGAGGGUCUGCAUGCUGGGAAAGCCAAGCUGGACAGCAUCCUCAAACUGCUGAAGACAUCGCAGGACGAGAUGGACCAGACGCGCAGUGAGCUCAGGGAGAUACAGGAGGUUCAGCGGGAGCUCAAUAAGACCAUCGAGCGCUACAGCAAAGCUCUGAACGACAACACGACCAGCCUGGCCGAACUGGACCAGCUCAUCGCUGAGGAGAGCUCCACCGCUGACGCCAAGGAGGAUUCAUUGGUUAAGUCCAGGAUGGCCAUGUUUAACAGUAGUGGCUCUCAAGGCCUGAACGCAGACCCCUUCCAGAGUGAAGACCCCUUCAAAAGUGACCCCUUCCAUAAAGCUGAUCCGUUCGGAGGAGAUCCGUUCAAGCAAAAAGACCCGUUCAAAGACCCGUUCGCUAACUCUGAUCCCUUUGGUGAAAGUUCCUCAAGUCAGUUAAAGGCCAGUCCCUUCAGCAGAAGAAUCAGCCAGACAUCGAUGAGUCCCAAACCUAAAGACUCAGACCCGUUUGCUGCGUCAGACCCAUUCGGUAAAGACUCUUUUGGAGGGAAAGGUGGUUUCGCUGAUUUCUCUCAAAUGUCAAAGAGCUCAGAGCCUCAGAGCCGAAAGCCGACAUACCCGCUGCCUCCUCCCAAAAAACCUGGACCGCAGAGACCAGCGCCGCCUCCUUACGGGAAGAAUAGCGGUUCAGGGGUUCAUAGUCAAGGGUUUGGUGCUCCAGCCGUUCGAAAGACACAUACGGACAGAGGACCCGUCUCCUCGUCCUCAACAUUACGGUCUGCGGUUAACCCGUCCUCAGCAUUUACAGACUUUAGAGCUCUCGGAAAUGAGACGCAGCAGCUGGAGUGGGCGAAGCGUGAGAGUCAGAGAGAGGAGGCGGAGCGAAUCCGGAGGCUCCGCCUACAGGAGCAGCAGGAACUGGAACUGGCUCUGGCUCUCAGUCGAGCCGAAAUGCCCAGAACGUGAAGCUUCAGUCCUUCAGCGAGACUCCCCUAAAACGUUCAGAUGAAGCUUUUGCCCCAAUCACACGCUCUUCCUGAAGAUCUCUCAGGUUUGCUGUAGCAAUCACUGAACCAAUGAAGUACAACAAAACCAAAGGUCAAAGUUACAGAUUCACUUCACACAUUUGCUCAUGAACUGCACAAAACGCGCAACCACUCUAUUAUGCUUUAAAAAUAUUAUAUACAGCUUCACCAAAUACUGUAGGACCAGCUGGAGAUCAUAUAAGUGAGAUCUUUCAGUCUUAAGUCAUUUAUUAAUGCACAGAAGUCUCGUAAUAAAUAUCAACCCAUAUCUAUGGCCAGUGUCGGUUUUGCAAAGCCAAAAGUGCUUUAUAUCUUGUGUCUUUAGGACCUUAGUUUGACUUUGAUCAACUUCAACUCUCAACCAGACAUUUGGUUUAAUAAGAGGGAUGAAUUACUAAAUGCAUGACAUUUUCCACCGUUGGUCCACUUUAUGAUCAUAUAUGAUGUCUGUAUUUACAUAUAAACCUGCAUAAUCUAUGCAUUCCUGACCGUGAAGAACAAAUCCUCCUGAAUCUCAUUUUCCCUCUUGAUACUGUUUUAUUAGAUGCAUGAAGAUCAAAUGAAGCAUCUUCUUUAGUUUUUGAAGGAACCUGUUUUUAUUUGGGUUUUGCACUGUUCAUAUGAGAGUGAGCUGAUGUAAUGAUGACUCUGUAUUUUUUGUGUUAACCCUUUAAAACUUGAUCAGAUCCUCACACAAACCAGCACUCCUGAAGGAGGAGCUCUGCCCACUUUCAUCUGGUUUUAACCCUUUUCUAGACUUCUUGAAGUAUAUUUUGCCUUGAAGUGAAGCCUUAUACUGUAUAUUGAGCUUGUUCUUAUUAUGUAUUGAUAUAUUUAUUGCAUCUGUGAUACUUAACACUAAAAUCAGCAGGUUAUGGAUUGUUUAUAUGCUAGAGAAGGAAACUCUGGUGUGUGUAUAUGGGUUUGAUUUUCUCUUUUAUCAUUUUGAAGAUUCUACUGACCUUCCGUGUUUUUAUGUGUUUUGUUUUUUUGGUGGAAAAGGGUUAAAAAUGAUUUUACAAUGUGCUGCUUUUCAACGUUUUAAUAAAUGUCAAACAUAUUUAUCUGAA
Molecule: messenger RNA, 3817 nt
Organism: Onychostoma macrolepis
Lineage: Eukaryota; Metazoa; Chordata; Actinopteri; Cypriniformes; Cyprinidae
Gene: eps15l1b
Product: epidermal growth factor receptor pathway substrate 15-like 1b
Exons: 24
Coding region: 61-2688 (875 amino acids)
Biological process (GO): endosomal transport; endocytosis
Cellular component (GO): clathrin coat of coated pit; cytoplasm; plasma membrane
Molecular function (GO): cadherin binding; calcium ion binding
Source: RefSeq, a predicted model, not a curated record